This is a messenger RNA of Belonocnema kinseyi, 957 nucleotides long. RefSeq lists its product as uncharacterized. Gene Ontology annotation, molecular function: nucleic acid binding. The transcript is spliced from 3 exons. The record is from RefSeq and is a predicted model, not a curated record. Gene Ontology annotation, biological process: DNA integration. The coding region runs from base 1 to 957 and encodes 318 amino acids. NCBI's taxonomy places the organism in Eukaryota, Metazoa, Arthropoda, Insecta, Hymenoptera, Cynipidae.
AUGAGUACGAAAAAAAGACAAGAUAAAAUUGAUGAGUUUACUGAUGAGGCUCAAGACUUAAUUGACUAUAGAACGGAAGUUGAAAACAAUUAUUAUGCUGUUCUGUCUGCAGCUACAGUAUUAUUAAUGCGUGGAAUUCCAAAAGGAAAUUCACUUCUAAACGCGCAGGCAAAUUCUGAGAAACAUGUUAAGUUAUUCCACGCAACGCCUCAGUUAUUAUUAGCAAACAUAAGAGAAACUUUCUGUCCAAUCAGUGGACGAAACUUAGCACGAAAAACAGUUCACGACUGCAUAAGGUGUUCCAGAGUCAAACCCAAGUUGAUGCCUCCAAUAAUGGGAAAUCUUUCCUCAGCUCACGUAUCUCCAUCGCCUCCAUUUUACAAUACUGCGGUCGAUUACGCCGGUCCAUUUUCCAUCAAAUACCGAAAGGGUCGAGGGUGUAAAAUAACUAAAGCUUAUGAGCUCGUUUCAGACGCUACUGCAGAUGCAUUCAUAGCUGCUCUGCGGUGUUUUGCUUCAAGGCGCAGAAAACCAGCCAGAAUUUACUCGGACAAUGGAACUAAUUUUAUCAGGGGGAACAAUAAACUUGAACGUCUAGGGAACUUUUUAAUUAAGGAGUCAGACGCAUUAGGCGAAUCGAUUUUGAAUAUUGACAUUCAAUGGUAUUUCAUUCCGACCUACGCGCCCCAUUUUGCAGGUAUCUGGGAGGCCGGAGUGAAGUCCGUUAAACACCACUUAAAACGUGUAGCAGGUGACGCGAUUUUUACUUAUGAAGAAUUUUCAAAGUUAUUAACUCAAAUAGAGGCAACACUAAAUUCCCUACCCUUAACUCCUCUAUCAGCUGAUCUAAACGACCAUUCUUCGCUGACUCCUGCUCACUUUCUAAUUAGUCGAACCUUUACUAGCGUCGCUGAUCCAGACUUGAUGCAUCUCCAGGAAGGACGUCUAUCCAAUUGA